AUGUCGGUACCCACACUUGUCAAGUCGUUUUUUUUUUUGUUUUCCGUGCAGGGAUUUAGACGUGCGCAAAUCAUGGAGGUUCAAAAUUGAUCUUGCCAGGAGAUAGCUUCAAUUUUAGUUAUGCAAUGGAUGUUUUUACUUUGAUAGCAUUUGUGAGUACUUGUUUUCUAAUCUUCCUGAAAACCUCCACGGCAAUUGACUCCAUCUCUCCAUCUGAGCCUCUCCCCGAUGGAAAGACUUUAAUUUCCAAUAAUGGAAGCUUUGAGUUGGGUUUCUUCCAUCCGGGCAGUUCUGGGAACCGGUACUUGGGAAUUUGGUACAAGAACAUCCCAGUCUGCACCGUUGUUUGGGUUGCAAACAGGGUGAAUCCAAUAAAUGACUCUUCUGGCAUGCUGAUGGUGACAACCACUGGUGAUGUUCAGCUUCUGAGUCAGAACAUAACUGUUGUUUGGUCAGCUAACUCAACAAAACCAGCACAGAAUCCUAAACUGCGGCUCCUGGAUUCUGGCAAUCUUGUUUUGAUAGAUGGCAGUGAUGAUUCGGAAGUUUACUUGUGGCAAAGCUUUGAUUAUCCAUCUGAUACACUGCUACCAGAGAUGAAACUAGGAUGGGACUUGAGAAUUGGCCUUAACCGGCGUCUCUCAGCGUGGAAGAACUCUGAUGAUCCAUCUCCUGGUGACUUUACUUUGGAAAUUGAACGACAGGGCAAUCCUGAGGCUGUGCUGUUGAAAGGCUCAGAGAUACAGUUCCGGUUUGGCCCCUGGAAUGGCAUAAGGUUUAGUGGGGCCCCAAGUUUAGGUCCUGAAAACCAAGUUUUCGGUGAUGAAUUUGUCUCCAAUGAAGAGGAGGUAUACUACAUGUUUUUCCUCAAAAACAAGUCUUUGCUCUCAAGGGUUGUUCUGAACCAAACUGACAACACAAGGCGGAGAUACACAUGGGAUGAAGAAACUCGAACAUGGAAGCUUUUCACAUUAUUACCUAACGACUAUUGUGACCAAUAUGGACUUUGUGGUGCAUAUGGGAAUUGUGACAGUACUCAAUCUCCAGCUUGCCAAUGUUUUCCAGGAUUCAAGCCUAAAUCACCAGAUGGAUGGAGCUCUGGGGACUGGUCUCAAGGAUGUGUCAGAAACAAGCCAUUGAACUGCCAGGCAGUUGACAUGAGACAGUUUCAAUCUGAUGAGCAGGAUCUGUUCAUUAGGAUGUCUGCUUCGGAAUCAGGAUCGAAGAGAAAUAAGACUAAGUUGAAGAUAGCACUAUUAACUGCAACUCCACUCGCUGCACUUCUGGCGAUACUUAUUUUAUGCUAUUACUUCUGCAAAAACAGGGGAAGCUCAGAAGAGAGAAUCAAAGAGAAGAAAGAAAAUGACAUAAAGAAUGAAGGCCAAGAUGAAGACAUGGAGCUUCCAGUAUUUCAACUAGCUACAAUAUCACAUGCAACUAAUAAUUUUUCGCUCAGCAACAAGCUAGGUCAAGGGGGUUUUGGACCUGUUUACAAGGGGAAAUUAGUGGAUGGACAGGAAAUUGCUGUGAAAAGGCUUUCCUCGAGUUCUAGACAAGGAGUAAAUGAGUUCAAGAAUGAGGUUAAAUUGAUUGCCAAACUUCAGCACCGGAAUCUUGUUAGGCUUCUUGGGUGUUGCAUUGAAGGGGAGGAGAAGAUGUUGAUUUAUGAAUACAUGCCUAACAGAAGCCUAGACUCAUUCAUUUUUGAUCAAACAAGGGGGAAAGAAUUAGAUUGGUCCAAGCGUUUCAGGAUCAUCUGUGGGAUUGCGAGGGGGCUUCUCUACCUUCACCAGGAUUCCAGAUUGCGGAUUAUUCAUAGAGAUCUCAAAGCUAGUAAUGUUCUUCUUGAUGAGGAGAUGAACCCAAAAAUUUCAGAUUUUGGGACGGCCAAAUCUUUUGGAGGAGAGCAGACUGAAGGGAGCACAAGCACAGUUAUUGGCACAUAUGGUUAUAUGGCACCAGAGUAUGUCAUAGGCGGGCUAUUCUCAAUAAAGUCAGAUGUCUUUAGCUUUGGCGUAUUAUUGCUAGAGAUAAUAAGUGGCAUCCAAAAUAGAGGAUUUUUUCAGCCACAACAUAGCCUUAACCUCAUUGGACAUGCAUGGAAAUUAUGGAAAGAAGGCAAUCCUUUAGAACUUGCAGCUGAAUCCUUGGGAGAGUGUUUCACUCUGUCAGAAGUUAUUAGAUGCAUCCACAUCAGUCUUUUAUGUCUACAACAGGAUCCUGAGGACAGGCCUCCCAUGUCAUCGGUGGUGAUGAUGUUGGGAAGUGAGAUCAAAUUGCCUCAGCCAAAACAGCCUGGUUUCUUGCUUGAAAGGACUCCACUUGAAAUGGAAUCUUCAACAAGUAAGCAUGACUCGACCACAAUAAACGAAAUCACCCACACGUACUUGGAGGCUCGAUAAAGGAUUAUAUAUAGUGAUGUACGUCAUGCCCAGAACAUUGUUCAUGGUUGCAAUUAGUACCUUAUGUUUUUUCAACAUCAAGACUAAAUAAACCUUAGGCCCUAAACUCCAAUGCAGAAACAUACCCUUAAAGUUCUUACUCAGACAUCAACAGGAGCAGUUAGUGUCCAUCCAGAAGCUGUCUUUUCACAUGUGGUUCGUAACCUUUUUCAUUUUAUUAAGAAAAAACAAAUGAAACCUUCUUAAUGCCUAAGUUUCCUAAAAUGUAGAAAUCUGUUGGAACUGUUCCAAAUAAGCAUGCCACCAAAGC
Rubroshorea leprosula is the source of this 2712-nucleotide messenger RNA. The record is from the annotation of a GenBank genome assembly. Lineage: Eukaryota; Viridiplantae; Streptophyta; Magnoliopsida; Malvales; Dipterocarpaceae.